AUGACAGAAAGAUAUAACCCCUAUCUAUACAGUAAAUUGACCGCUUACAGAAAGACACAUAGUGGCGAAACAACACUGAUUGCCUUAACCGAAGAAUGGAGACAAGCUGCAGAUAGGAAGGAAAAUGUCGCGGUACUCUCCACCGACAUGAGUAAGGCCUUUGACUCCUUACACCCAUCCCUGAUGAUAAAAAAGCUCGAAGCAAUAUGGAUUUUGUCAAGCGUCGCUUCAACUAAUGCGCUCCUUCGAACGAUUCAACAGAGUGAAAUUGAAUGGAAAGAUAAGCACCUGGAAACAUGUUAA
This is a messenger RNA of Paramuricea clavata, 303 nucleotides long. The record is from the annotation of a GenBank genome assembly. Lineage: Eukaryota; Metazoa; Cnidaria; Anthozoa; Malacalcyonacea; Plexauridae.